AUGGUGUUCAUACGAACCCCAACAACCACCAACAAAACUCUAUACAUCCACAUAAACCCUAACACCACAACCCUUAAUUCCCUCAAACACCAAAUCCAACUCCAAACCCAAAUUCCAAUCCCCCACCUAAACUUCCUUCUUCCUCAAAAUUCCCAAAAUCAAAACACACUUUUCCUCUCUCAACUUAACAUUACCAAUAACUCAACCCUAACUCUUAACAUCCCAUUACUUGGCGGGAUGCAAGCUCCGGUCCCACCCAAACCCCGGUUGGAUUUCUUAAAUUCCAAGCCCCCAGCUAAUUAUGUUGCGGGAUUAGGGCGUGGGGCUACUGGUUUUACUACUCGUUCUGAUAUUGGUCCUGCCCGGGCGGCACCUGAUUUGCCUGAUAGGACUGCUGGGGCGGCUGCUGCCGGGGCUGGGGGCGGUGCGGGGCGGGGGAAAGGGGGGAAAGGAGGGGAUGAUGAGGAUGAAGACGAGAGCGAGGAAAAAGGGUAUGAUGAGAAUCAGAAGUUUGAUGAAUUUGAAGGGAAUGAUGUGGGGUUGUUUGCGUCGGCGGAGUAUGAUGAGGAUGAUAAGGAGGCGGAUGCGGUGUGGGAGGAGAUCGAUAAGAGGAUGGAUUCCAGGAGGAAGGAUAGAAGGGAAGCUAGGUUGAAGGAAGAGAUUGAGAAGUAUAGGGCGUCUAAUCCGAAGAUUACAGAGCAGUUUGCUGAUUUGAAGAGGAAGUUAGUUACAUUGUCGGCAGAAGAGUGGGAGAGUAUUCCGGACAUUGGGGAUUAUUCGUUGAGGAAUAAGAAGAAGAGGUUUGAGAGUUUUGUGCCUGUUCCAGAUACCUUGUUGGAGAAGGCUAGACAGGAGCAGGAACAUGUUACUGCAUUGGAUCCUAAGAGUAGGGCGGCUGGUGGGGCUGAGACGCCAUGGGGGCAGACGCCAGUUACUGAUUUGACUGCUGUGGGAGAGGGAAGGGGGACUGUUUUGUCAUUGAAGUUAGAUAGGUUGUCGGAUUCUGUUUCGGGCUUGACUGUUGUUGAUCCUAAAGGGUAUUUGACUGAUUUGAAGAGUAUGAAGAUUACUAGUGAUGCGGAGAUUUCGGAUAUUAAGAAGGCUAGGUUGUUGCUGAAGAGUGUUACACAGACGAAUCCGAAACAUCCUCCUGGUUGGAUUGCUGCGGCAAGGUUAGAAGAGGUGGCAGGGAAGAUUCAGGCAGCUAGGCAGCUGAUUCAAAAAGGGUGUGAGGAGUGUCCUACCAAUGAGGAUGUCUGGUUGGAGGCAUGUAGGUUGUCGAAUCCUGAUGAAGCGAAGGCGGUUAUUGCUAAGGGAGUUAAGAGAAUCCCAAAUUCUGUUAAGUUGUGGAUGCAGGCUGCGAAAUUGGAGCAUGAUAAUUUUACUAAGCGGAAGGUUUUGUUGAAGGGUUUAGAGCAUAUCCCCGAUUCUGUGAGGUUGUGGAAAGCAGCUGUGGAGUUGUGUAAUGAGGAGGAUGCUAGGACCUUACUUGGUAGGGCAGUGGAAUGCUGUCCUUUGCAUGUUGAGUUGUGGUUAGCAUUUGCAAGGUUGGAGACGUAUGAAAAUGCAAGGAAGGUGUUGAAUAGGGCGAGAGAAAAGUUGCCCAAGGAGCCAGCUAUAUGGAUCACUGCUGCGAAGUUGGAGGAGGCAAAUGGGAAUACAUCAAUGGUUGGGAAGGUUAUUGAGAGAGGUAUUAGAGCUUUGCAGAGAGAAGGGGUGGUGAUUGAUAGGGAGGAAUGGAUGAAGGAGGCUGAGGCUGCGGAGAGGGCUGGUUCUGUUGCAACUUGUCAAGCCAUUGUUAAGAACACAAUUGGAAUUGGAGUGGAAGAAGAGGAUAGGAAGAGAACAUGGGUGGCGGAUGCAGAGGAGUGUAAGAAGAGAGGGUCUAUUGAGACUGCUAGAGCAAUUUAUGCUCAUGCGUUGACGGUGUUUUUGACUAAGAAGAGUAUUUGGCUUAAGGCAGCACAGCUCGAGAAGAGUCAUGGCACUAGAGAAUCUCUCGAUGCAUUGCUACGAAAGGCAGUUACUUACAGGCCACAGGCUGAAGUUCUUUGGCUUAUGGGUGCCAAAGAGAAGUGGCUUGCUGGAGAUGUACCUGCUGCCCGAGCCAUUCUUCAAGAAGCUUAUGCUGCUAUACCAAACUCUGAGGAGAUUUGGCUUGCGGCAUUUAAGCUUGAAUUUGAGAAUCAUGAGCCUGAAAGAGCUAGAAUGUUGCUAGCCAAGGCAAGAGAAAGAGGUGGUACAGAAAGAGUCUGGAUGAAGUCUGCUAUUGUAGAGAGAGAGCUAGGCAAUAUUGAGGAGGAGAGGAAAUUGCUGGAUGAAGGGUUGCAGCGGUUUCCUUCGUUCUUCAAACUGUGGUUGAUGCUUGGGCAGCUCGAGGAACGACUUGGUAAUUUGGAUAAAGCCAAGGAAGUUUAUGAGGCAGGUUUGAAGCCCUGCCCAAGUUGUGUGCCUCUUUGGCUUUCUCUUGCUAACCUUGAGGAGAAAACGAAUGGGCUCAGUAAAGCUCGAGCUGUGCUUACCAUGGCAAGGAAGAAGAAUCCUAAGAACCCUGAACUUUGGCUUGCUGCAAUCCGUGCUGAAUCAAGGCAUGGAAAUAAGAAGGAAGCUGAUAACUUGAUGGCAAAAGCAUUGCAGGAGUGUCCCACCAGUGGCAUACUUUGGGCAACAUCUAUUGAGAUGGCUCCUCGUGCUCAACAUAAAAGCAAGAGCUCGGAUGCAAUUAAGAAAUGUAGUCCUCAUGAUCCUCAUGUCACAACUGCCGUGGCCAAGUUGUUCUGGCGGGAAAGGAAGGUUGACAAAGCUAGGAGUUGGCUGAACAGGGCAGUUACCCUUGCCCCAGAUAUUGGAGAUUUCUGGGCUUAUUAUUACAAAUUUGAACUCCAACAUGGGACUGAGGAAAACCAAAAGGAUGUCUUGAAGAGGUGCAUUGCUGCAGAACCAAAGCAUGGUGAAAAAUGGCAAGCGAUUUCAAAGGCUGUGGAGAACUCUCACCAACCUACUGAAGCCAUCUUGAAGAAAGUGGUGGUUGUACUUGGGAAGGAAGAGAGUGCUUUGGAAAAUAAUGACCAGUAG
Messenger RNA from Dovyalis caffra, 3075 nucleotides. The record is from the annotation of a GenBank genome assembly. NCBI's taxonomy places the organism in Eukaryota, Viridiplantae, Streptophyta, Magnoliopsida, Malpighiales, Salicaceae.